This is a messenger RNA of Diachasmimorpha longicaudata, 1490 nucleotides long. RefSeq names its product flap endonuclease 1 (gene Fen1). The coding region runs from base 165 to 1313 and encodes 382 amino acids. Gene Ontology annotation, molecular function: 5'-3' exonuclease activity; RNA-DNA hybrid ribonuclease activity; manganese ion binding. NCBI's taxonomy places the organism in Eukaryota, Metazoa, Arthropoda, Insecta, Hymenoptera, Braconidae. The transcript is spliced from 5 exons. Gene Ontology annotation, cellular component: nucleus. The record is from RefSeq and is a predicted model, not a curated record.
AAGAUGGUGGCAUUGCAUUUGUGUCAUGUGGUGGCUUCUAACUACAUUCAUGUGGAUUGAUUAAUUUACGUUUACAAUCGUUGUAAAAUUCAAGCAACUGAGUGUCAGUUUUUAAUUUAAUUUCAACUUUACAAUCGGUGUUGAGAGAGAGAGAGAGACUAAUAAUGGGUAUUCUAGGAUUAUCAAAAAUUAUUGCCGAUUUGGCUCCCAAUGCUAUAAAGGAACGUGAAUUAAAACAUUAUUUUGGGCGAAAAAUUGCUAUCGAUGCAUCUAUGUGUCUAUACCAAUUUUUAAUUGCUGUUAGAACUGAUGGAGCACAAUUAACAUCAGCAGACGGAGAAACAACAAGCCAUCUGAUGGGCAUAUUUUAUAGAACAAUACGCCUAGUUGAAAAUGGCGUUAAACCAGUCUAUGUGUUUGAUGGAAAACCCCCCAAUUUAAAAGGUGGAGAACUGGCAAAGCGUGCUGAGAGAAGAGAUGAGGCCCAGAAAGCAUUAGCAGCUGCUGAGGAGGCUGGAAAUACUGAGGAUAUUAGUAAGUUCAAUCGCAGACUAGUCAAAGUCACAUCGACCCAUGUAAAUGAGGCCAAGCAGUUGUUGAAGCUCAUGGGUAUUCCGUAUGUGGAAGCACCCUGUGAGGCUGAAGCUCAGUGUGCUGCUCUAGUUGAGGCUGGAAAGGUUUUUGCCGCUGCUACUGAGGAUAUGGAUGCACUCACCUUUGGAAGCAAUAUUUUAUUAAGACAUUUAACCUUCAGCGAAGUUAGAAAAAUUCCUGUACAGGAGAUCCAUCUUGAUAAAGUAUUAGAAGGUAUGGAAUUGACAAAACAAGAGUUCAUUGAUUUCUGUAUUAUGCUUGGUUGUGAUUAUACAAGCACUAUCAGAGGAAUUGGCCCCAAGAGAGCCAUCGAGCUCAUAAAAAAUCACAAGUCUAUUGAAAAAAUCAUUGACAAUAUUGAUAGUAAGAAAUAUGUCAUCCCUACUGAGUGGAAUUAUCAAGAAGCGAGGCAAUUGUUUUUGGAACCUGAAGUUGCAGAUGCUAAUAGUAUUGAGUUGAAAUGGAAUGAACCUGAUGAAGAAGGUCUCGUUAGAUUUCUUUGCGAAGAGAAACAGUUUGAUGAAACUAGAAUUCGUAAUGGAGCCAAGAAAUUGGCAAAGGCCAAAACCACAUCAACACAGGGAAGACUUGAUUCAUUUUUCAAAGUGUUGACAACCACCCCAUCAACAAAGCGUAAAGCGGAAGAGAAAAAAUCACAAAAGCCAUCCGUCAAGAAAGUUAAAACAAGUGGUGGUAAAUUCCGUGGAAAGGGCAAAUAAACGCAUUAGUGGAAAUCUUAUGUCAAUAUCGGAAAAAUUUCUCAUUCUCUAUUUCCAUGUUUCUUUCAAAAAUUUUGUAACCUGUCUAUUUUCGUAACUUUAUUACUUUUAACAGCAAUCCGUAAAUUGUGUUUUAUCUAUAACAAUUAUUUAACAAUCAAUGGUUUUUAUAACCAA